UUCUUAUUUUUUUUCAAGUCAAAUCUUUGCGUGCUAACGACGUGUUUGCAACAAAUUGAAGCUAUUUAAUACAAUACACUAAUAGCAAACAAUUUAUUAGCAUGGAAAAGGUGAACGAACUGAAGGAAAAGGGUAACACAGCGCUCAAUGCAGAAAAGUAUGACGAAGCGGUUGCUGCAUACACAGAAGCUAUAGCGCUGGAUGAGAAGAAUCAUGUGCUGUUUAGCAACCGCUCGGCAGCAUUUGCCAAAGCUGGAAAAUUCAAGGAGGCGCUAGAGGAUGCGGAAAAGACCAUUGCACUGAACCCCACCUGGGCCAAAGGUUACUCACGCAAAGGUGCUGCUGCUGCUGGCCUGCGCGACUACAUUAAAGCCUUUGAGGCUUACAAUGAAGGCUUGAAGCACGAUCCGCAAAACGUCAUGCUGAUGCAGGGCCGUCAGGAAAUAACAGCCUCGGUGUUGAGUUUCAUGCAGUCGCAGGGCGACAUACCCAUGGACAUUGAUCCGGAGGAGAGCAGCCGUGCUAGCGCGCCCCCGCCGCCAACUAAGGCCGAGCCAGCCAAGCCGGCUGAGCCAAAGCCCGAAGACAUGACAGAGGAUGAGCGCAAAAAGUACUUUGCCAAGAAAGAAAAGGAACUGGGCAAUGCUGCCUACAAGAAGAAGGACUUUGAAACUGCCCUUAAACAUUACAAUGCCGCUAUCGAGCACGAUCCCACUGACAUUACCUUCCACAAUAAUAUUGCGGCUGUGUACUUUGAACGCAAGGAGUAUGAUGAAUGCAUCAAGCAGUGCGAGAAGGGUGUCGAGGUGGGACGUGAGAAUCGUGCCGACUUUAAGCUGAUUGCAAAAUCUUUGGCACGCAUUGGCAAUUCCUAUCGUAAGCAGGGCAACUUUAGACAGGCCAAGGUAUACUAUGAGAAAGCCAUGUCUGAGCAUCGCACACCGGAGAUAAAGACCUCGCUUAGUGAAAUGGAGGCAAAGAUUAAGGAGGAGGAACGUUGCGCUUACAUUGAUCCCGUCAAAGCUGAGGAAGAGAAGGAGAAGGGUAAUGAAUUCUUCAAGAAGGGUGACUAUAGCACAGCUGUCAAGCACUAUUCGGAGGCCAUUAAGCGCAAUCCCGAUGAUCCCAAAUUGUACAGCAAUCGUGCUGCCUGCUAUACAAAACUUGCUGCCUUUGAUUUGGGUCUGAAGGAUUGCGAAUCUUGCAUCAAGCUAGACGAGAAAUUCAUCAAGGGUUACAUCCGAAAGGGAAAAAUUCUGCAGGGCAUGCAACAAACAUCCAAAGCUUCAACUGCGUAUCAAAAGGCACUUGAAUUGGAUCCGAAUAAUGCUGAGGCCAUUGAUGGGUAUCGCCAGUGCUCCAUGAACUUCCAACGUAAUCCACAAGAGGUGCUUAAGAAUGCCAUGUCCGAUCCGGAAAUUCAACAGAUACUGAAGGAUCCGGCCAUGCGCAUGAUUCUGGAGCAAAUGCAAAACGAUCCAAAUGCUGUGAAAGAACACUUGCAAAAUCCAGCUAUUGCCGAUAAGAUAAUGAAGCUGCUGGAGUCGGGCAUUAUACAAAUACAUUAGUCUUAGCGUUAUUCGAAAAAACCAUACAAAGAAAAUUUGCAAGCAAAACAAGCCAAUCGCUAACAUUCAGAAGACAUUAAAUAACAUUUAAUUUACAAACAAAAUUAAUGCACUAAUAGUUACUAGUGUGCUGCCUCUAAACAAAUAUACAUAUAUCACUACCUUAACAUAGCUAUGCUAAAACUAAAUAUCAAUUACAAUAACUAUUGUCUGUACUAUCUAUACAGAUGCUGCUUUGGAAAUGUCUCUACAGGCAACGCCGCUGUCCUUAUUUUCAUACUACAUUAUAUGCAGUAGCUUAGCUCUAUAAUAAGUUUUCCAAUGUACAAUAAAUACAAGUCAAGAAUGGUAAA
Drosophila busckii is the source of this 1921-nucleotide messenger RNA. It is a transcript of the gene Stip1, whose product is annotated as stress-induced-phosphoprotein 1. Gene Ontology annotation, molecular function: Hsp90 protein binding. The transcript is spliced from 5 exons. Lineage: Eukaryota; Metazoa; Arthropoda; Insecta; Diptera; Drosophilidae. The record is from RefSeq and is a predicted model, not a curated record. Bases 102 to 1568 code for a protein of 488 amino acids.